Alternaria ventricosa is the source of this 726-nucleotide messenger RNA. RefSeq lists its product as uncharacterized. The transcript has 2 exons. The record is from RefSeq and is a predicted model, not a curated record. NCBI's taxonomy places the organism in Eukaryota, Fungi, Ascomycota, Dothideomycetes, Pleosporales, Pleosporaceae. Bases 1 to 726 code for a protein of 241 amino acids.
AUGCGUGCCGCUCUCUUCAAAUAUUGGCCACCCUCGGACUUUGCAGUCAAGUACCUGCAUAGCCGUAUCUUUGACUUCAAACCAGAUGCUUUCACGUUGCCCGUAACGCCUACUCGCGAAUUCUGGAUACAUGUAAUACAGUCAAAGAUUGAAGCUACAAUCAAGAACGAAGGUGACGUGAUUGGAUGGGAAGAUGACGAAGAAACCGUGGGACCUGUCGCACUGGCAGCGAAGCAAUCUCUCCUCAAAGCGAUACCACAUCUACUACCGCAGGAGAGUUCCGACAUCUUGUACAGGCUAGUGUUUGAGCACGGUGACUUUGGGAUACACAACACUUCGAUCAUCACAGACGAUGACCGUAAGCCCGGAGUCACGUCGCUAUAUGAUUGGGAGACAGCAUGCAUCGUUCCAGCUCUACUAGCUGACCCACUUGUCGCGGCUGGUCCUGUGGAUCUGAUUACGAACGAGCAUGCUGAGCCAGCUGUUACUAGGAUACCUGGAUCAUCGACAGCUGCAGAACUAGAAGCAUAUGCCACCUGGUCGCGACAUUACAUCAAGGAGUUGUACACGCAUGCGCCAGAUUUCGAAUUCGCGAUCAAAGCGGGAAAAGAUGUGCGCUACCUCUGGUUUGCGCUGCGCGACUGGCAUGGUGGUGAAUCCGAAAAAUUCUUCGGCGACCUUGGAGCUUGGGCAGAGGCACAAUUGAAGGAUAUGGGCAUCCCGUGA